UCAAAUCAGAUUGGUUGUGUCCUGAUGUUAUCUGCCACUGAAGUUUUCAGGGUUCAAGUACUUUUUUUGCUGUAGCAAUAAUAUAUUCCUUUUAAAAUAUGAUCCAUGUUUACUCCGUUAUGCUCACAGGGAGAAGAUUGUAAUGGAAAAUCAAAGCAGUGCAGCGCACUUCUUCUUUUUAGUCGGGUUCACUAUCUCUGUAGAGUUGCAGCUAUUUCUCUUUGUGGUUUUCUUAGCUAUUUACCUAUUGACUUUGACUGCUAAUGUUGCCAUCAUUUGUUUGGUUCGCAUAGACACAAGACUUCACACUCCUAUGUAUUUCCUGCUUAGCCAGCUCUCUUUUCUAGAGAUAUGGUAUACAUCAUCCAUUGCCCCUGAGCUCUUGAUGAAUCUGGUUGGCUGGAAAUACAUUUCAUUUUCUGGAUGUUUUACUCAAAUGUAUUUUUACUUCUCUUUGGGUUCUACAGAGUUUUUUCUUCUGGGAGUAAUGGCCUUUGAUCGCUACCUAGCUAUCUGUAAUCCACUGCGUUAUCCAUCCAUCAUGAAUGGUCAAGUAUGUCUUCAAGCUACUAUAACAUGUUGGUCAGUAGCUUUCAUCUCUGUGUUCUUCCUUGUUCUUUUGAUAUCUCACUUGACAUUUUGCGCACCUACAGUUAUUAACCAUUUCUUUUGUGACAUCCCACCUGUUCUGAACCUGUCGUGCCAAAACACUUUACUAGAAGAAAUUGUGGUCUUCCUUUUUGCCUGCACUAUAAUUCUUACAUCAUUGAUGCUUACUGUUGUAUCCUAUGUGCUGAUCGUAUUUUCAAUAAUAAAAAUCCCAUCCACCAAAGGGAGACAAAAAGCUUUUUCAACGUGUGCCUCACACUUCACUGUUGUAUCUAUUCUUUAUGGAACAGUCAUAUUCAUUUAUGUUCGACCUAGUGUGUCCUAUCCAAUGGAUAUAAAUAAGGUCUUGGGUGUUUUUAACACAGUGGUAACCCCACUACUAAAUCCUAUUAUUUAUUGCCUGCGAAACAAAGAUGUAAAAAAAGCAAUAAAGAAGGUCAUGAGCAUAAAGUUAUCAGAGAGGAAUACAACAUCUUAUAUUACUAAAUGACAAUUGGUAUCAGUUUCAAAAACACAUGAUACAUCAGGCAUUUCUAACUUGCUUAAAAAUUGAGUGUUGAAAGCAGAUGGUGGAUUGGUAAUGGGCUUCUUUUUUUUUUAUACAGACACCUUAAUGUUGGCAUUCUAUGACUCUGUGCCUCUUGGUGCACUGUAGGCACUCAAGUACCACUUUUAUCUCUGGAGAACACUGAAGAACUUGCCAAAAAAUAAUUUUUAUGGCCGGCAGACCUUAGUUGCUUAUGGUGGUAAAUAACCCUACUAGGUUCUCAGGUUAAAAGUGCUUAGCUUGAUAAAUCCUCAAUGUAAUGGGUUUAUCAACAUAAGCACUUUUGACCAGAAAACUUAGUUGAGUCAUAUACCUUUUGCGAGUGUACAGCCAUUGCCAAAAGAUUUGAGAAUGACCCAAAUAUUAAUUUUCACAAUGACCGCUGCCUCAGUGUUCAUAAUGGCAAUUUGCAUAUACUCCAGAGUGUAAUGAAGAGUGAUCAGAUGCAUUACAAUUAAUUGCAAGUCCCUCUUUGCCAUGAAAAUUAACAUAAUCUCAUAAAAAAAAAAAAAUUUCACUGCAUUUCUGAAGAAGGCUUUGCAAGUGUCAGGACCAUCUCCUACAGUUAGAAUAAUAAAUCAGAUCAUCACAGAGUGGGGCUGUGGAUAUGAGAGAAAUUAUACAAUGCCACGUCCCGAUAACUAGAAUUGAAAAAGAAUUAAGCUCCUGAAGAAGUGUUUUUUCAACACGCAACAUGUCAGGCUGAGCAUCGUAUGACAUUUCACCUUCUGAAAACUUCAAGUUUUUUUUUCUCAACUCUAAAUGAGAAGUGGUUGCUAGUCUCCCACUCUUGUUGAUUCUUUGUACUGUACCCAUAUGUUACUACAUGGUCUGUCAUGCUAAUGUUUCUGUAU
Molecule: messenger RNA, 2010 nt
Organism: Rana temporaria (common frog)
Lineage: Eukaryota; Metazoa; Chordata; Amphibia; Anura; Ranidae
Product: olfactory receptor 6F1-like
Exons: 1
Coding region: 143-1099 (318 amino acids)
Biological process (GO): G protein-coupled receptor signaling pathway
Cellular component (GO): membrane
Molecular function (GO): G protein-coupled receptor activity; olfactory receptor activity
Source: RefSeq, a predicted model, not a curated record